GCACCCCGGAAACCUAGAUCCACCCAGGACGCUUUUCUCACCCCACGGAGCCCGCGAAGCAGGAACUUCCAUGCAUUGGAGACCAUGGAUAAAUAUGAUGUGAUUAAGGCCAUUGGGGAAGGUGCCUUUGGGAAAGCAUACUUGGCCAAAGGGAAAUCAGAUAGCAAACACUGUGUUAUAAAAGAGAUCAACUUUGCAAAGAUGCCCAUCCAAGAAAAAGAAGCUUCAAAGAAAGAAGUCAUUCUUCUGGCAAAGAUGAAACACCCUAACAUUGUAACCUUCUUCAGUUCAUUUCAAGAGAACAACAGGCUGUUCAUUGUGAUGGAGUAUUGUGAUGGAGGGGAUCUCAUGAAAAGAAUCAAUAGACAACGGGGAGUGUUAUUUAGUGAAGAUCAGAUUCUGAGUUGGUUUGUGCAGAUUUCUCUGGGAUUAAAACAUAUUCAUGACAGGAAGAUCUUACACAGGGACAUAAAAGCCCAGAAUAUUUUUCUUAGCAAGAACGGAAUGGUUGCAAAGCUUGGGGACUUUGGUAUAGCAAAAGUUCUGAACAAUUCCAUGGAACUUGCUCAAACUUGUAUUGGAACACCUUACUACCUGUCUCCAGAGAUCUGUCAGAAUAAGCCCUACAACAAUAAAACGGAUAUUUGGUCUCUUGGCUGUGUCUUAUACGAGCUCUGCACACUCAAGCAUCCUUUUGAGGGUAACAACCUACAUCAGCUGGUUCUAAAGAUUUGUCAAGCACAUUUUGUCCCAGUAUCUCCAAGGUUUUCCCGUGACCUACGGUCCUUGAUAUCUCAGCUCUUUCAAGUAUCUCCCCGAGAUCGGCCAUCUAUUAAUUCCAUUUUGAAAAAGCCCUUUUUAGAGAAUCUUAUUGCCAAGUACAUGACUCCUGAGGCCAUUCAGGAAGAAUUUAAUCACAACCUCAUAUGUGGAGCAAGAUCGUCAGUUUCUCAACCUGCUGGGAAGGCAGUCCAAGAUUCUGAAAUACAGAAAGUGAAAUUCCAGGGGAAGUGCCUCCCAAGAUCAAGGAUAUCAGUGCCAAUUAAAAGGAAGGAUUUAGUAUAUAGAAAUGAAUGGAAACCACCAGUUGGAGCUCAGAAGCCCACAUCUAUAAAAAUGAUAGAAAGGCCCAAACCUGCUGUGGUGUGUGGCCAUUAUGAUUAUUACCAUGCUCAACUUGACAUGUUGAGGAAGCGAGCCCACAAACCAAGUUACCAUUGUGUUCCUCAAAAAGAUACUGAAGUUGAGGAGGAUUACAGUCAGGAAGAAAGCCACAGUGCAUCACCAGGUCAAUGGCCUGCUGAAUACCUUCAGAGGAAAUUUGAAGCUCAACAAUAUAAGUUGAAAGUGGAAAAGCAAUUGGGUCUUCGUCCAUCUUCUGCUGAGCCAAAUCACAACAGAAGACAAGAGGUGAGAAGUAAUGGAGAAGAGCCCAGACUCCAGGAGCGGCUGUUCAAGAGAAACAAAAUGAAGGAACAGAAAUAUUGGAAGCAGUUAGAGGAAAUACGCCUACAGUACCACAGUGAUAUGAAGGAAAUUAGAAAGAAGAUGGGGAGUGAGCCAGAGGAGGACUUAAAAAUAAGUCAUAAAACUUAUCUGGUGAAGAAGAGUAACCUGCCCGCCCACCAAGAGGCACCUGAGGAAGAAGCGCCUGUGCAGGAUAUUGAAAGAGCCUUGAAACAAAUUAGACUUCAGAACAUAAAAGAAAGUAAAAUUCCAGAACAAAAAUGUAAAGCUAAGAGAGGGGUAAAGUUUGAAAUUAAUUUAGACAAAUGUAUUUCUGAUGAAAAUGCCUUCAAAGAGGAAGAGGCCACGGAUAUACUAAAUGAAACUUUGACCUUUGAGGACGGCAUGAAGUUUCAGGAAAAUAAAUGUGUAAAGGAGUGUAAGGAUUAUACAGAUGAAGCAUUUGAAAAACUCUGUUGCUCAGAAGCAGAGUUCUUCAUUCAGGAUGCUGCUGCUGCUGCAGAAAACAGGAAACAGUGGGAUGCGGGACCGCCUCAGACUCUGCUGCAGAUGAUGGCAGAGGCCGAUGUCACCUCCAUCUGUUCCACGAGGCCUGAGGAUGGCCAAGUGAUGGUGAUCAAAGGCGUUCCAGAAAAUAGGAAACGGUGGCGGCAUGAAGCUCCAGGGACUUUAAUGAGUGUGUUGGCAGCCACACAUCUAACACGUAGCUCAUUUUCUGGCAAAGAAGAAUUUGUGGCAACAUUGAAACAAUGGCAUCCUAAAGAAGAUGAGGGGAAGGUGGGAAUGGCCUCUGGCAUUGAGGUGGAUGAGGAACAACUAGAACCAAGAUCUGAUGAUGAUGAUACAAAUUUUGAAGAAUCUGAAGAUGAGUUAAGAAACGAAGUGGUGGAAUCCCUGGAAAAACUCACUACUUCCAGAGAGGAGGAGAAAAGAGAAGAGGCUUCCGGUUCCUCUAAAGACACUGAAACGUUAGAAGAAAGCAGAUAAAACGCAGAAAUAUACAGAGUUAAAUGAAGGUGGGCCCAAUGGAAUCACGAGUCUUUAAAAGUGGAAGAGGGAGGCAGAAGAAUCAGAGAGAUGACAGUGUGAGAAGGAGCUCGCCUGAUGCUUCCGACUUUGAAGAUGAAGGGAAGAGCCAAAACCCAAGGAAUGCUGGUACCCUCUAGAAGCUGGGAAAGGCGAGGGAAAGUAUUUCCCUCCAGAGCCCUGCUGACACCUCGGUUUAGCCUAGUGAAAUCCAUUUUAGACUUCUGACCUACAGAACUCCAA
This is a messenger RNA of Hipposideros armiger (great roundleaf bat), 2736 nucleotides long. RefSeq names its product NIMA related kinase 5 (gene NEK5). The record is from RefSeq and is a predicted model, not a curated record. NCBI's taxonomy places the organism in Eukaryota, Metazoa, Chordata, Mammalia, Chiroptera, Hipposideridae. The transcript has 24 exons. Bases 85 to 2454 code for a protein of 789 amino acids. Gene Ontology annotation, biological process: protein phosphorylation. Gene Ontology annotation, molecular function: protein kinase activity; ATP binding.